AUGCCAAAGGUGGCCAUCGCACGUUCUUUCAAUUGUUCCCGUAAUACAGUAUACCAUGUCAUUGAUUAUUAUCGUCGUCAUAAUGAUGUGAAUUAUACAGAUAGAUAUAAUGCUGGUCGUCCACGUGCACUCGAUUCAACACAAAUUGAACAACUUAAUCGAACUAUACAACAAAACCGAUCAGCUACUGGCGCUGAAUUACUUUCACUCACAAACUUCAAUACUUCCGAACGCACGAUACGACGUUAUCCUUUAUCUCUUGGUUAUCGUCCUCGUAAAUCUGUUAUCAAAGUCAAGAGCAACAAAUUAGAUGAACAAAAGCAAUAUCAAUUUGCUGCAAUGCAUUGUGAUGCUGACAUCAAGAAGUAUAUUUUUGAAGAUGAAUGUUACUUUGGUUUGAGAAAUACGCAACAAGUUGUUUGGUGUAAGCGAGGAGAACCAACACCCAAGAAGGAAAUUUCAUCUUUACGGGCACAUGUUAAUUUAAUUGGUUUCAUUUGGUGGAAUGGUUAUGUCUUUCGUCGAUUUAAUGGCUGGUUAAAUAGUGAUACAUAUUGUGAAACAGUUAAUGAAAUUUUGUCUGGAAAUUUACGAGAAUUAAAUGGAUUCUUAUACAUUUCUGAUGGAAUUAGAUGGCACAGAAGUGCUCAAUUCCAGCAAUAG
Molecule: messenger RNA, 663 nt
Organism: Rotaria sp. Silwood2
Lineage: Eukaryota; Metazoa; Rotifera; Eurotatoria; Philodinida; Philodinidae
Source: the annotation of a GenBank genome assembly